Molecule: messenger RNA, 1284 nt
Organism: Vigna umbellata (rice bean)
Lineage: Eukaryota; Viridiplantae; Streptophyta; Magnoliopsida; Fabales; Fabaceae
Source: RefSeq, a predicted model, not a curated record
AUGGGGCAAGGGCAAUUCCAAAGACGAGUUGCUCUACCAAGCAAGUCAGUUAUGGGGAACAACGAAGGAAUCAAAAGCCUUCACAGAGACGGAGCAGGCCUUGAGUGGAGGGACAAAGAUGCGAAGACCCCCUUGAUUGUUGCUUGUAUGAAUCCUCAUCUUUAUAAUGUUGCGAAAACUUUGAUAGAACUUGGAGCCAAUGUCAAUGCAUAUCGUCCUGGUCGUCAUGGCGGGACUCCGUUGCAUCAUGCAGCUAAAAGGGGCUUUGAAAGUAUUAUUAAGUUACUUCUUGUGCAUGGCGCUAAUCGAAUACUAAAUGAUGAUUGUCUAACUGCUCUGGAGGUUGCCAGAGCCAAAGGACAUGGUAGUGCUGUUCGUACAAUUGAGUUGUUAAAUGAUGAUUGUUGGCUUGCAAGUCAUCUGUGCUUGUUCUCGGGUGGUGACGCGAGCUUUCAUGGACCUGGGUUUCUGGAAGUAGUAGCUCCUCAGUUGUUAUCGAGAAAAGUUUGGGUGGUUGUUUUACCAGUGGGCUCCCGAACUCUUACCAAACCUUACAAGUUGGAGGAGCUUGCCAUAUAUUCUAAUAUGCAGGAUGCACAACCACGUACAGUUAUUGCACUGUGGAAGGCCAAUUUACAUGAACCAAUACACCAGUCUGAUCCGUCAGUUACCAAUGUUGAUCAAACUACUAAAACACGUGUUAGACUUGGGCCUGCAAGUGAGAAUGACAAGCAACAAAUUACAUUUUUUUCUAAUGCUUGCAAAGGAAUUCCUCAGGCAAGUCCGGCAUUCUUGCAAAACAAUGCGCCUACAGGUCCACCCACAGCGCCACCAGCUGCAGAAGACACAGAGUUAGCUAUGGCCAUCAAUGCAUCCCUUCAGUCUGCCAUCCAGGAGAGGCCAUCCUUUCCUCAUACACAACCAAACUCUGACGCAAGCUCUUCAAGCACUGCAGUGAAUACAGGCAAUCAUGGUUUUCUUGGCACACCAAAUUCAAAUACAAGUGAAAAUGAGUUGGUGCAAGAAACUAAAACUGGUGGCAAUGGUGAUCACCACCAAGUCAGUCAUGCUCGGGGAAUUGGAUUUCAAUCAUGGCUCCACCAUAUCGAAAGAUUAAUAGGGAGAGAAGGAAAAAAUGCAAGUGGAAGUGGCUCAUCAUGUGUGAUAUGUUUAGAUGCUCCAGCAGAAGGGGCGUGCAUUCCCUGUGGUCAUGUUGCUGGAUGCAUGUCUUGCUUGAACGAGGUGAAAUCAAAGAAAUGGGGUUGCCCUGUGUGUCGAGGCUAA